This is a messenger RNA of Leptidea sinapis, 5371 nucleotides long. RefSeq names its product embryonic polarity protein dorsal-like (gene Dorsal). The record is from RefSeq and is a predicted model, not a curated record. The transcript is spliced from 13 exons. Gene Ontology annotation, biological process: cellular response to stress; canonical NF-kappaB signal transduction; response to cytokine. Bases 534 to 2285 code for a protein of 583 amino acids. Gene Ontology annotation, molecular function: DNA-binding transcription factor activity; DNA binding. Gene Ontology annotation, cellular component: cytoplasm. NCBI's taxonomy places the organism in Eukaryota, Metazoa, Arthropoda, Insecta, Lepidoptera, Pieridae.
AAGUUUCACUUUUCGCGAACCGCGUCUUUGCUUAGACAUUGUUUCACUUUGGCACUUCGCUUAAUGAUAAUAUGCCAAUCGUAAUUCUCAACAACGACACUGAACGUUGUUUGAUAAAGUUUUUAUUUUGAUAAUUUAAUUUCAAUAACUAUUUUAUCUCAAAAUAACAGUUACUAUAUUUGAUCUGAAAAGCUGAUCAACUAACUAUUGCGUGGAGAUAGUGUAAAGUGCUAAUUUCGGAUAACCUGUUUAAAUUUCUUGGAACUGUGCAUGCUGUUUAUUGAGACAAGACCUUGAUAACUGGACAAGUGAAGACAGUUAUUGUAGGAUCAUGUUCGAGGUACGUCUCUAGUAUACGAAUUGUGAAUCGUUUGUUCAGUCGGUUGCAAUUUAGUGAGGUUGAGUGAGUUUACAGUUUAUCAAACUAAUAGUGCUAAUUGCGAUACGAGCAGUGACGACGAUGUAUAAAUAAAUGUGCUACUGAAGGACCGUUUUGCGGUGUCCUCAGCCGAGACUCGAUAGAUAAUCGAGCGAUGGACAACGGAGACGCCGCUUUGCCUGUAGGACCUGCCGGUGAACAGCCCACAAACCUGAACAUUAGUGAUGUCAUUGAGGCGAUCACACGAGCGGACCCCGUGUACGGCGCGGACGUAGAGGCCAUGUCGCGGCCGUGCGUGCCGCGCGUGCGCAUCGUGGAGCAGCCCGCGAGCAAAGCGCUCAGGUUCCGGUAUGAAUGCGAGGGUCGGUCUGCGGGCUCCAUUCCCGGCGUGAACAGCACGCCCGAGCGGAAGACCUAUCCCACCAUCGAGAUCAGCGGCCACCGUGGACCCGCCGUCAUCGUCGUGUCCUGCGUCACCAGGGAGGAACCCUUCAAGCCACACCCUCACAACCUGGUGGGACGCGACCGCUGCGACAAGGGCGUGUGCACGGUGAAGACGACAUUGAUGGACGACAACAAGGUGUCGUUCAGUAACCUGGGCAUCCAGUGCGUCAAACGGAAGGACAUCGCCGAAGCGCUCAAGACCCGGGAGCAGCUCAAGGUCGACCCCUUCAAAACCGGGUACAGCCAUCGCAACCAGCCGCAGAGCAUAGACCUGAACGCCGUGCGGCUAUGUUUCCAAGUGUUCCUGCCCGACGAGCGCACCGGCAAGAUCCGGCAGGCGCUGCCGCCCGUGGUCUCCGACAUCAUCUACGAUAAGAAGGCCAUGAGCGACCUGCUCAUAAUGCGGAUCAGCCAGUGCAGCGCCUCGCCCCGCGGUGGCACUGAGAUUCUGUUGCUCUGCGAGAAGGUUGUCCGCGAGGACGUGGCGGUGGUGUUCUUCGAGAAGGACGGCGAGCGGGUGGUGUGGGAGGAGAACGGCAACAUAACCCUGGUGCACAAGCAGGUCGCCAUCGCCUUCUACACGCCGCCCUACCGCGACCCGCACUCGCAGCACCACGUGCAGGUGUACGUUCAACUUAAAAGAACGUCAGACAACGCGCGGAGCAACGCGAUACCGUUCGAAUUUGUUCCGGAUUAUCAAGAUUCGGGUUAUUUAAAGCACAAGAGACAGAAAAAGUUCUCGACUCUUAUUCACCAAUACGAGCAAGACAGAGGCUACGCGGAUCAACAAAUCAAAGCAGAACCGCGAGGUGAGUGCACUCCGCAUUUGUUUGCAGAUAAAACGCCGCCACACCAAAUGAGUAGCCCCCUGCGCGUGUUCUCCCCGGCCUACAGUGAACAAGACCUCAUACACGACAACAACUAUCAGCAAUGGAAUAUACCGAACGUCCAAGUAGGCGGUCCGGGCGGCCCCCUCGUGCAACAAAACUACGCUCAGGAGCUGCAGUGGGGCUCCGGCUAUGUGCUGUCCCCCGGUGUGCAUCCAGGGCAGUCCAUCUCCCCGUCCGAGGCGUCCAUGUCUCCCAUGGGACAGGUGGUGUCGCCCAUGGGCAGGAUAUCGCCGAUGGCGCAGCAUUCCCCCCUGGGCGUGAUGUCGCCCAUCGACAGAAUCUCGCCACUCACGCCCAUGCACGGCGCCAUCUCCCCCAACCUGGCGCAGAUGAACACCAUGGGUCACAUUUCCCCGACUCACCACAACAUGCACAUGCAGCACCAGCCACAAGGACAGGAGAUGAUGGAGACAGUGAGCGACACGCCGUCCCUCACGGGUCUGUUGAUGGACCGCGGCGAGAUGCUGCAGAUGAACUCGGCCGAGCUCUCCGGACUGUCCUCGUUACUGGACCGCGCACCAGACCUCAGCGACAGUCUCAACCGGCUGUCCACCAGCGACCUGCUGCGGUAGUCACCACCACCAUCACUGAAGCAAUGACGCUGCCAAUGUUACUGUCUCAACCGACCAUAUUCUGUGAUCAAUGCCGUGAGCAUCAACAAAGUUAAGAUUUAUUUUUAAAUUUACUGUACGUAAAACGGGAUGAGUAGGGACGAUUAGGAAGUGAACAAGAUUAUAUAAGAUAUAAUAUAUCUAAUCAGAUGACCUGUACUGUUUUAAUUACCUAAUCAUUUGUUAUCAAUUACCUAACUUUGUUUACUAUUUAGAUCUUUGUGCAUAGAACAUCAUUCCAUAUUGUAUCCGGAGAAGAUCAUUGUUAGCUGUGCUGCAGUUUAUACUUUUGCAACUAUUAUAGCUUUGUCAAAUAGUUCCAAAUUAAGUAAAUAAAUAUUAUUAUUUUAUGAUACUAACAAGAUUAUAAAAAGUUUAAUAAUAAUAAAUUUAAAAAAAUAUUUUAAAAAUAUUUUUUUUCCGGUAUAAUAUUAAUUUUUUAAAUUCAUACAGGCAGUUGAUAUUAUAAGCAAUAAACACAAAAAUGUGAGUGAUCCCUACUCAUUCAUACAAAUUUUCUGGUAAAGUAAAAAGCAUGAGUGCUUAACAUCUUAGGUCUGUAUUCAGAAAGUGUCUUAGAUCAGGAAUCUCUAGCUAGUAUUUUACUCUGUACAGAAAAAAAAAAACAUUUAAAAAUAUACCAUUGCGAUAGCUUGGGCGAUAAGUAGUCUAAAGAUGUUAGUUUCAGUUCAUAAAAUCAUAAAUUUAUAAUUCAUCUCAAUGUUUUCAGUUUUAUUAUCUGUUUUUUAAUUGGAUGGGAUGUUCUUAGUAAGGUAAUUGUGAUUCUUACAGUACAGCAAUUACAAAAGAACACCUGCAAGAGACGUAGUAUAUAUGAAUAUUAACCAAUGAGAAUACGAAACGUGUUUUUGUAUCGACCAAUGGGAAUGCCAAAGACAUUAUUAAAAGUGCUAUUAUCAUUAUUCAAUACUCACACAUCUGUGUCUUAUCAGGGUUAACAAAUCUCAAUGGCCACACUAAUAUAAGGGCUCUCUCUAGUACCAAAUAACAGAUACGUAUAUCAAACCAAAUUCUCAGUUCACUGGGUUUUUAACAAAGCUGUCAAAUAUCUACUACAAUUCCUGAUAACUGAGAUAAUUCUUCUGGAAUACGGUUCAUAGAUUGUGAGACGCAAUUUUAUAGUUCCACGUGACGAGCACGUGUUAUGUAAAACAUAUUUAGCCUUGGAACUGCGUAAUAGAAAAGUUUCAAUUUUUUAUAUGUUAUCUAUUGAAUAAUAAUAAUAUUUUUAUUGUCAAUGCGCAAGAAGUGUUCCUUUUAACAUGAAACUGCAGCGUCAUCUGACAUGGCAUUAGUGAAGUUUGUGGUAGUGAUGGGACUUAACGUGAAAUUAGAAUAUCGACUUGUUCAAAUGUAUAUCGAUAAUUUUGACUAAUUGCUAAUUAAAAUUGUUUGUUAAAACGUGCGUCUGAUAAAAUUAUAAAUAAAAAAUCACAUAAUAAAUCUAAAUCUUUAGACAAAUUGAGAUUAUUGACAGUAUGAUUCCAUGUUUGUGUGAUAUUUUAAUAUAAAUAAGAAAUUAUUAUUUAAGUUGAAAUGCGUGUCAGUGAUCCUCAGAUAGGCUCGGUUUCAUUUGUAAAUACUACGAUUAUUACAAAAGUUUAGCAAAAUUUUAAAUGUCACUUGUAAAUAGAUUAUAAGUCAUAGUAUUUAAUUAUUUGAGCUGCACACCAUAUUUCGGACAUGGACUGUAUUUCCUGGUGUCAAUUAUGAUGCAUGAGGAUCGAGACGACGAAAAAAUUAAAUAUAAUUAAGACUGGUAAGUGGUACUGGUAGUAAUAGGACAAUGUCCAAUGUUAUAUCUGUCCCAUAGCCAAAGUACUAAGUUACUUUUCAUCAUUCAAAUAAAUAAAAUCGGAUUGGGCUAUAUUGGGUAUUGAGACUGACGUGAUAAUACGAAGAUAAUCCAAAUGGUCCAAAUAUGAAAUGAUUUUUAUAAUUUGGCAAUGGCACCGACUUGAAAAUAGGUUGUGUUUUUAUAAAUACUGCUUGGCACAAAACUGUUUAAAUAACAGUUAACGUAAAUGUAACCUUUUUAUCAAUACCAUUUCUGUUAAGUGAGAAAUGAUUAUUAGAUAAUAGUGUUAUUCAAAUAAACGUUGUACAUACUUUAGUCUGCAUUAGUUCAGAGAUAUUCAAAAUAUUAAAAUAGCCGAAAUACGAUACAAAUAUUUCUCGAUACAAAAUAACCCCAAAGUAGUUUCUCGCACGGCGUCUUUAGGUACUAUCUACUAAAUAUUUAAUAUUAUCAUUCAUUAUUUAUUAAUCAAUCAAAAAUGCAAUAUGGUGCUUACGUAAAUUACUCUUGGAUGAUUCUGCACUUACAUCUAUCAUAUAUCAUAUGUCUGUUAAUGAUAACCAUGUGGAUCAAUCGCCUUGUAUGUGAUAAUAACUACAUAAUAUGUCGUUAUUAACUUGAAACAAGAAUCACAAUAUGAAAGGAUUGCCAAAUGUAUCGGUAUAAUAUACAUUUUUAUGAUGUUCUUAUAAAUCAAUUAAAAAACCAAAUCUUCCGAAUUAUUUCUCAUUUUAGGCUGUUGAACUGGUUAAAGUAUACGAAAUAACUGUUGUAUAUUAACAGUCCAAAUAUAAAAUGUGUUUUAUAUAUCAGAUAAGGAUUGAUUAUGAACCUUAACACUGUUACCAUUUAUUUUGUAUUUUAUUGAAUUUAUUGAUAUUGUGAUGUUUUGAAAUUCUUUGAGAUUUUUAUAAUAGAUACUAAGAAACUAAUGAAUUUAGUUUAAGACCGUAAAGUGUUAUGAAUAUUGCGUAUUUUAAUAAAGAGAUCUCUCCAUUUUAUAUUUUUAUUACAAUUAUUGAUGUGAGUUUAAAUAUUUUUAAUAUCAAAUCACCUCGUUGUAAAUAUAAAUAAUAUUAAAGUAUCAUGUAUAAAUAUUAUUACUAGAAAUAUGUUGUCUUCAUAUCGCAAAACUAUUUUAAGAUUUGCAAUAAUUUUAAGCUAUCGCAUGAAAUGUGAAUUGUUAUUUUUUAUUUUAUAAAAUUUAAAUAAAUAUGCUGAAAACUGA